This is a messenger RNA of Funneliformis mosseae, 285 nucleotides long. The record is from the annotation of a GenBank genome assembly. Lineage: Eukaryota; Fungi; Glomeromycota; Glomeromycetes; Glomerales; Glomeraceae.
AUGGGAAAAUCAGCUAAAUCUCAUAAACGUUUGACGAGAAAAGAGAGAAAAGUUCAAGCAGAGAUUUCUAAUAAUAUCGUGACAUCAAAAUCGGCAUCACAAGAUCCAUUAAACAGCGCAAAACCAUCGGCAACCACAAAGGUUACCAAAAUCAAGAGAAAAAAAAAAGUACAAGCCGUUACAACCGACGUUAUCGAUGAUGAGGGAAGAAAGAACGAGAGGGAUUACGUUGACGUAUUUACGGGAAAGAAAUCGUAUAAACCUUUGACAGUGCGAGGAAAAUAG